GUCGAAGUCAAACCGGAAAAGCCGAUACAAUUAGAGCUGCUACUUUCGAGACUACUCUUCAAUCUGAUCGUCUUAAUAAACCAAACCAGAACCACCUCAAGACUCAAGAAACUCAUGAAACAAUGCCCAGAAGUAAUAUGAUCGAUACACCAAAAAACCUUCAUACCAUUAUGCUUCAGGCCUAA
Cetraspora pellucida is the source of this 185-nucleotide messenger RNA. NCBI's taxonomy places the organism in Eukaryota, Fungi, Glomeromycota, Glomeromycetes, Diversisporales, Gigasporaceae. The record is from the annotation of a GenBank genome assembly.